ACAGCACAGGGUAGAGACAGGAUGUAAGAAAGGAACUAGGGGCUCCAGGCAGAAGAUCCGCAGGGCUGCCGAAAGGGAGCACAGGGCUGCAGAAAGGGAGCACAGCUGCCGUGAGCAAGAACCCAGGCUGAGGGGCAGAGAGGAGGCUGGGGUCUGGGCUCCUGGGUUGCCUGUCAGGAUGGGGAUGCUCCGGCCCUGGGGCCUCAGCCUCUUGCUUGCCCUCCUGCCUCGGACCUGGGGCACAGAGAUCCGUCCCCCCCUGAUGUACCACCUCACAGCUGUGUCAAACCCACCACAGGGGACUCCUGCCUUCUGGGUCACAGGCUGGCUGGGUACUCAGCAGUAUCUGAGCUACAGCAGCACACGACCUCAAGCGGACCCCUGGGGGGCCUGGGUGUGGGAAACCCAGAUGGCCUGGUACUGGGAGAAGGAGACGGCGGACCUGAGGGACAAGGAGCAGCUCUUCCUGGAGGCCCUUGAAGCUCUGGAAGGGGAAGCCAGAGCCCAUGGCAAGGAAGGUGACUUCACGAUGCAAGGUCUGCUGGGCUGUGAACUGGCCCCUGACAACUCCUCAUCACCCACGGCCUUGUUUGCCCUCAAUGGUGAGGAAUUCAUGCAGUUCGACCCCAAAAUUGGCAACUGGAGUGGAGAGUGGCCCGAGACAGAGACAGUCAGUAAUCUGUGGAUGAAGAAGCCAGAGGUGGCCAGGGCGGAGAGCGAGUUCCUGCUGGUCUCCUGCCAUGAGCGGCUGCUGGGCCACCUGGAGAGGGGCAGCUCCUACCUGACCUGGAAGGAGCCGCCCUUUAUGCGACUGAAGGCCCAGCCCGGAAGUCCCGGCUGCUCAGUGUUAACCUGUACGGCCUUCUCCUUCUACCCUCCGGAGCUGCAGCUGAGCUUCCUGAGGAAUGGGCUGUUGGUGGGCAUCGGGGAUAUCGACUUUGGCCCUAAUGGUGAUGGCUCCUUCCAUGCCUGGUCAAUACUGGAGGUCAAAAGCGGAGACGAACACCAUUAUCAAUGUCACGUGGAACACGUAGGGCUGGCACAGCCUCUCCUUGUGGACCUAGGAUUUCUGGCUGCAGAUUCGAGGGCCAGAUCCUCCGUGCCUGUGGUUGGAAUCGUCCUUGGUUUCCUGGUGGUCCUGGUGGUCACGGCAGGGGGAGUGUUGCUGUGGACACGAAUGCGGAGCGGGCUUCCAGCCCCUUGGCUUUCUCUCAGCGGCGAUGAUGUGGGUGACCUGCUGCCUGGCCUGAGCUUACACCGAGAGACUGACCCUCAGGAUGCAAACACCUUCCCAGCCUCAGCCUGAUGCCCCCUCCUCAGGCCGCCAAUACCCAGUUGCAGUGGGUGGUGCUGUAUGGCCUGAACUCCUGGCGUCUCUGAGCCUCCGGAGGGAGCCCUAGGUCUGACGUCCUCCCUCUGGACCCCUCUUUUUAUGACCUGCCUCAGUUUCCCCUCCUAAUGUAUAUGACUUUUCCACUCCCACAUAUAAAUUUGGACCCAAUCUGUG
This is a messenger RNA of Nannospalax galili (Upper Galilee mountains blind mole rat), 1507 nucleotides long. RefSeq names its product Fc fragment of IgG receptor and transporter (gene Fcgrt). Gene Ontology annotation, molecular function: beta-2-microglobulin binding. Gene Ontology annotation, biological process: immune response. The coding region runs from base 179 to 1306 and encodes 375 amino acids. Gene Ontology annotation, cellular component: external side of plasma membrane. NCBI's taxonomy places the organism in Eukaryota, Metazoa, Chordata, Mammalia, Rodentia, Spalacidae. The transcript is spliced from 7 exons. The record is from RefSeq and is a predicted model, not a curated record.